GGACCUCAGGCUGACCUACCUACCGAACCAGUCCUCGCGGGGCAGGCGGGGACAUUCAAGAACCUGUUCCAGAUUGUCACGAACCGGAACAUCGACUCGUUGGACGACAGCGAAAUUAAGCAGGAGUACGAGUUACGGCAAGCGGAAGUCGGCGAGCUCCUGGAGGAAGCGCGGGCUUGUGUCGCACGGCGCCGCGCGGAGACAGCCUUGGUGAAACUUGCAGCACAGGCGCAUGAGCUUGACGAAGCUAUCCAGAAGGCCUUACAGGAAAUCGCACAGGCGAAAGAGGAAGGCACACGGGCGCGUGCGAGAGCCGCACUGAUGCGCGAGGAAGCCAAACGCGCACGCGAGGGCACCGCACGGACGCGCAAGGAAGCCACACGGGCGCGCGAGGGAGCUCUGCAGGAGGAAUUGGCACGCAUGCGCGAAGAACUCUCUCGUCUCGAAGCGGCUGCGACUGAAAGGCAUGGGGACCCGCCUCACGCUCAGUAAGACGGUGCUCCGCUCGUUCGGCCCUCUUCCUGUGAACAGUUCACACCCUGCGUCUGUGUCCCAAUGUCUGUUCCCCAUAUCCGUCGCAUCGUCUGUUAUGUUGUUGAAGUCGGUACGUCGUUCAUGCCCGUCGCUCUAUAUAUCCAACUGCUGCUCCUACCUCGUUCUCUUUG
This is a messenger RNA of Trametes versicolor FP-101664 SS1, 665 nucleotides long. RefSeq lists its product as uncharacterized. The record is from RefSeq and is a predicted model, not a curated record. The annotation marks the transcript as partial. The transcript is spliced from 2 exons. NCBI's taxonomy places the organism in Eukaryota, Fungi, Basidiomycota, Agaricomycetes, Polyporales, Polyporaceae.